AUGGAGCCGGCGAUGACAUCAUGGCUAGUGUAUGAUCUAGCCUCAUCAAUAAUCACCAUCCGGCGGCGAACGGAAUUAUAUGCACCCUGCUUCGGAAUUCUUCAAUACGAUAUCUAUGGACUGGACUCAACAACUUCGAAGAUAGCCACUAAGCACCCCUCUUGCGAUUGGCACAAUUACAUCACCCUAGAAUACACAUGUUCGAAAACACCACAUCCCAAGCAUUCUAGAUUCGCCGAACCCUGUAGGGCACAGGAGGAACUAUGCAAUCUUGGUUCAUCAAAAUUUACCCCUGGUCAUAUUGAUUACGAGUCUUCUCCGUUUGGUUCUAUUUCCGCUUUCUAUUCUCUUCAGUUCUUGCCUAAGCAGAGUCUUCUGCCUUACUUUGCACACGGCUAUAUCGACAUUGACCUGAGGCUCUUCGAAAGCCUGGCUAAGCCUGCUCCCGUGCCCAUCGAAGAAAGUUUGGAAUGGAGCCACUGUGUUUUCGGUGGGCAGGAGGACCUCAUACUCAGUCUAUCAAAUAUUCUAUAUCAGAGGCGAUAUGCCUACAUUUCUCUUCGCAUAGCUCGUAGAACUGAGCCCGGUGACAACUUUGCAAACUAUACUUUCGACGGCACCGGCAAGAAAGAAGUCUGGUACAUGCUGGUCGAUUGGAGUUUUGCGAGUGUGGUUGCAUAUGUAGUGGACUUACUGAGGACACUUGGAUCUGAGGUGGGGAGUUGGGAGAGGUUGGAAGAAUUGACUAUGAUGAAUCGGCGUACGGUAGGCGCUAGAAUUGAAAGAAUAGAGCCACAGCCUAUGUCUAAUUCCAUAUUCCACUUCAUUAAACUUGAUAAUGUAUUACCCGUAGGUGCGUUUGGGUCACUUACGGAUACACAUGUAAGUUCAUACCAUGCCUCUCUGAAUGUGUGGCUAAAGAGUGUAGAUUCUAUGGAUCUUCCACUAUUUCAGUCCGCGACCCAAGAAGUUUUUUAG
This is a messenger RNA of Lindgomyces ingoldianus, 978 nucleotides long. RefSeq lists its product as uncharacterized. The record is from RefSeq and is a predicted model, not a curated record. Bases 1 to 978 code for a protein of 325 amino acids. Lineage: Eukaryota; Fungi; Ascomycota; Dothideomycetes; Pleosporales; Lindgomycetaceae. The transcript has 13 exons.